UGUCGCCGUCAUCAUAAAAAAUAGCCGGAAUUUGAAUUAGAAAAAAAGUAUUACUAUAAAAAUGUUACGCUUAUUUGCAUCAAUUACUGUGGCUUUUAUUUUGAAUGGUGUGUUGGGAGAAGUUACGUACCAAAAGCCGAAAGUUUUCAUCGUAACACUAAUUCGGAACAAAGAACAUACACUGCCGUAUUUCUUUUCUUAUCUCGAAAGUUUGGAUUAUCCGAAAGAUCGAAUUUCACUUUGGAUCCGUUCGGACCACAACGAGGAUAGAAGUGUUGAAAUCACGAAAGCUUGGUUAAAGAGAACUUCCAAACUGUAUCACAAUGUCGACUUUGGUUAUCGCAGUGACGCGAAGAAACGCUCCGAUGAAAGCAGCAGCACUCACUGGUCCGAACAGCGUUUUGCGGAUGUUAUCCGGUUAAAACAGGAAGCUCUCGAAAAGGCACGUUUUAUGUGGGCGGAUUACAUUCUGUUCCUUGACGCAGAUGCUUUUCUCACGGACCCGAAAUCUCUUAACAAACUAGUCAGUCUGAAUCUACCGGUCGUAGCUCCGAUGCUGCUAUCCGACGGCCUUUAUUCCAAUUUUUGGUGUGGCAUGACAGCCGAUUACUACUACCAACGAACGGAUGAAUACAAAGAAAUCCUCAAUUUCGAUAAAUCCGGUCAGUUCCAGGUACCGAUGGUGCACAGUGCUGUGAUGGUCAAUAUCAAUGUAAUGCAGUCAAUCAAUCUUACCUUCGACGCCAAACGAUUGCCACCGGGACAGUACAAGGGACCUCAGGAUGAUAUUAUCAUUUUCGCCAUGUCCGCAAACUACAGCGGAAUUCCUAUGUAUAUUUCAAAUGCUAUCAUAUAUGGCUAUCUUUUGGUGCCGUUGGAGCAAGGCGAAGCAAUUGAUAAGGACCUUGAUCAGCUAACAAAUAUCAAGUUAUUUAUUAUUAAUGAAUAUGGAGAACUGAACCUGAAAGACGAUAUGAAAACUUUCGUAACACAUGUUCCUAAAGAUAAACUAAGUGUAUCCCACAUUUACAUGAUAAACUUGAAAAGACGACCUGAACGACGUAAUAAAAUGAUCAAUAAUUUUGACCAACUAGGUUUGGAAGUUGAGUCCUUUCCGGCUGUUGAUGGUAAACAACUUAAUGAUGAAGUUUUGCGUGAAAUUGGAAUCGAGUUUCUUUCCGGAUAUGCCGAUCCGUAUCAUCAAAGACCUAUGACGAUGGGAGAAAUUGGUUGCUUUCUAAGUCAUUACUACAUCUGGGAAAAAAUGGUUGAACUUGAGCAACAAGAAGUACUAAUCUUAGAAGAUGACAUUCGCUUUGAGCCAUACUUUAGGCGGCGUGUUUUUCAAUUAUUGGAGGAGGCACGAUCUAUCGGUGGCUGGGAUAUUAUUUACUUAGGUCGAAAACGGUUACAAGAGAAUGACGAAAAAUGGGUAACCGGAUCAAAAACCAUGGUACAAGCAGGUUACUCGUAUUGGACCCUAGGCUACUUAAUAUCAUUGCAAGGGGCGAAAAAACUACUAUCGGAGCAGCCGCUGAAGAAGCUAGUUCCUGUGGAUGAAUAUCUACCGAUUAUGUUUGAUAAACAUCCAAACGACACUUGGGCAGAACACUUCAAAGAUCGUAAUCUCGUUGCGUGGAGUGCUGCACCGUUGCUACUUUAUCCAACCCACUACACCGGAGACGAUGGGUACAUUUCGGACACGGAAGACUCGAUUAGAAUUGAUAGCAUAACUGAAACGCACAACGAUACUGUGGAUUCACUUGCAGAAAAGAAAGGUAAUAAAGAACAGCUGAGCAGUAAUAUACUGUUCGAUGCUGCCACAACUCAAGAUGAGCAAGAAUUGGAUUUUAAGAAUAGAAGAAACGAGCUAUAGCAUUGGGAAUACUUUGCCUGCUAAUCUAAAAAUUGAAUUAUUAAAGCAGUUAAGAGUUGAAGGAUCGAAAUUAACAAAUCUAAGCUAAGCGACAUUUUCGAGAGCAAUGAAACCAUUACCAAAAAUUUAAGUGCCUUAU
Messenger RNA from Sabethes cyaneus, 2015 nucleotides. RefSeq names its product glycosyltransferase 25 family member. Lineage: Eukaryota; Metazoa; Arthropoda; Insecta; Diptera; Culicidae. Bases 62 to 1876 code for a protein of 604 amino acids. The transcript has 5 exons. Gene Ontology annotation, molecular function: procollagen galactosyltransferase activity. The record is from RefSeq and is a predicted model, not a curated record.